GUGGUCUAAGUGGCUUUGUUCAUUGUUUUGUGGCUGAAGUAAUGGCAAUAGUUCGUGCACAUGUAACUGCACUUGGAGGAAAUGCAAUGGUAGCUUACUUUAUGAACGAAUGUAUUUUGCUGAAUAAUCCUCAUAAAAAUCAAGGACAAUGUCUUUUAAAUGUUGGAGGUGAUGUAGUCGAAGUAUCAUACUUUAAUGAGGAUUAGUUAUUAGUUAGAUUAUGGUUGUAUACUUGUACAUAGAUGUUUAUAAAUUAUAAAUAUUUUUAAUUGAUAAUGAUCUUUUUCAAAUAAUUACUAAAAAUCUAUAUGUUUAUAUAGUUGACAAUAUGACUUAUGUACUUAAACAAAAAAAAUAUAGUAACAUUUAUUAAUCGUGUUUGUAUUGCCAAAUUAAAUAAGAUAUUAAAAUAAAUGACAGUAGAUUCUUAGAAUA
Molecule: messenger RNA, 435 nt
Organism: Diuraphis noxia (Russian wheat aphid)
Lineage: Eukaryota; Metazoa; Arthropoda; Insecta; Hemiptera; Aphididae
Product: C2 domain-containing protein 5
Biological process (GO): intracellular protein transmembrane transport; positive regulation of vesicle fusion; protein localization to plasma membrane
Cellular component (GO): plasma membrane
Molecular function (GO): calcium ion binding; calcium-dependent phospholipid binding
Source: RefSeq, a predicted model, not a curated record